CACAAUAAGUACCUGGAAGGAGAUCUUUUCCCCCGUAAGCAGCAGCAGCAGCAGCAGCAUCCCCCGGCCCCAGCUCAGACCGGCCCGUCUGUCAGCAAUGAAUGCUUCAUGCUGCCUGCUGUCUGCUCACCCGACGCUGCCCAAUGGCUCGGAGCGCCUGGCAGCCCCUUCCUCCAGCAACCAGAGUGGCAGUGGGUUCUGCGAGCAGGUCUUCAUCAAGCCUGAGGUCUUCCUGGCGCUGGGCAUCAUCAGCCUGCUGGAAAACAUCCUGGUCAUCCUGGCUGUGGGCAAGAACAGCAACCUGCACUCCCCCAUGUACUUCUUCCUCUGCAGCCUGGCGGUGGCCGACAUGCUGGUGAGCGUGUCCAACGCCCUGGAGACCAUCAUGAUCGCCGUCGUCAACAGCGACUACCUGGCCUUCGAGGACCAGUUCGUCCAGCACAUGGACAACGUCUUCGACUCCAUGAUCUGCAUCUCCCUGGUGGCCUCCAUCUGCAACCUGCUGGCCAUCGCCGUGGACAGGUACGUCACCAUCUUCUACGCGCUCCGCUACCACAGCAUCAUGACGGUGAGGAAGGCCCUCGCCUUGAUCACGGCCAUCUGGGUGUGCUGCGGCGUCUGCGGCGUGGUGUUCAUCCUCUACUCCGAGAGCAAGAUGGUCAUCGUGUGCCUCAUCACCAUGUUCUUCGCCAUGCUGCUGCUCAUGGGCACCCUGUACGUCCACAUGUUCCUCUUCGCCCGGCUGCACGUCAAGCGCAUCGCGGCCCUGCCCCCCGCCGACGGGGCGGCCCCGCAGCAUCACUCGUGCAUGAAGGGGGCCGUCACCAUCACCCUCCUGCUGGGGGUGUUCGUCGUCUGCUGGGCCCCCUUCUUUCUCCACCUCGUCCUCAUCAUCGCCUGCCCCACCCACCCUUACUGCGUCUGCUACACCGCCCACUUCAACACCUACCUGGUGCUCAUCAUGUGCAACUCGGUCAUCGACCCCCUCAUCUACGCCUUCCGCAGCCUGGAGCUGCGCAACACCUUCAAGGAGAUCCUGUGCAGCUGCGACGGCUGAG
Messenger RNA from Pteropus alecto (black flying fox), 1058 nucleotides. RefSeq names its product melanocortin 3 receptor (gene MC3R). Gene Ontology annotation, molecular function: peptide hormone binding; melanocyte-stimulating hormone receptor activity. Gene Ontology annotation, biological process: G protein-coupled receptor signaling pathway. The record is from RefSeq and is a predicted model, not a curated record. Lineage: Eukaryota; Metazoa; Chordata; Mammalia; Chiroptera; Pteropodidae. The transcript has a single exon. Gene Ontology annotation, cellular component: membrane. The coding region runs from base 98 to 1057 and encodes 319 amino acids.